AUGGAACUCUAUUUCCAGAAUCACCCAAAUGGGGUGUCUUCACCCUGCAAACAGACCAAGGUCAGGGAAAGAACAGCAACCAACAAAUGCAGCAAAAGCGGCAAGUUUGUUGGGGUGAGGCAAAGGCCUUCUGGGAAAUGGGUGGCAGAGAUCAAGAACACGACACAGAAGAUUAGAAUGUGGCUGGGGACAUUCAACACUGCUGAAGAGGCUGCUCGAGCUUAUGAUGAAGCUGCCUGCCUUCUUCGUGGUUCCAACACCCGAACCAACUUUGCCACUCAUGCCCCUACCAAUUCUCCGCUCUCUUUGAAGAUCAGAAACCUGCUCCAUCGCAAAAAGAGUUUAAAACAAAAUCAUCCUCCGCCUCCUGCUGCUCUGACAACUAUUCCCACUGAAAUGAGUACUGGAGCUAGUUCUACUAGUGGUAACAGUCAUAGCAUUAAUGCUAGUCAUGCAUCUAAUGUUGUGAAACAAGAUAUCCAAAUGUUUGAUGAUGCAUAUAGACCUGAUUUGAGCAACUGCAUUGGGGAGCUCAGACUAGGUUCAUCUCAAUUUGAUCCCUCCUGGGUAUUUCCAGCUGGUUCUGAUUGGCUUCAAUCAACCCAGGACGGUUUUGAGUUUCCUAAACAUGCUGAGUUGUUGUCCAGAGCAACAGACCUAGAUAUGACGGAAUUCGGGCUCAUGAAAGUAGAGAGACAUUUAUCAGCAUCAUUCAAUGCCAUGAAUGGAGUAAAUGAGUACAUGGAAAAUGUUUACGAUUCCAAUGAUGCUUUCUGGGAUCCUUCACUGUGUCAGCUGUUCUGCACAGGUUGA
Vitis vinifera (wine grape) is the source of this 813-nucleotide messenger RNA. RefSeq names its product ethylene-responsive transcription factor ERN1. The coding region runs from base 1 to 813 and encodes 270 amino acids. Gene Ontology annotation, biological process: regulation of DNA-templated transcription. NCBI's taxonomy places the organism in Eukaryota, Viridiplantae, Streptophyta, Magnoliopsida, Vitales, Vitaceae. The transcript has a single exon. Gene Ontology annotation, molecular function: DNA binding; DNA-binding transcription factor activity. The record is from RefSeq and is a predicted model, not a curated record.